This is a messenger RNA of Harpegnathos saltator (Jerdon's jumping ant), 608 nucleotides long. Its product is annotated as putative nuclease HARBI1. The transcript is spliced from 2 exons. The record is from RefSeq and is a predicted model, not a curated record. Bases 153 to 608 code for a protein of 151 amino acids. NCBI's taxonomy places the organism in Eukaryota, Metazoa, Arthropoda, Insecta, Hymenoptera, Formicidae.
AUGAUGCAGAAAUAUUUCGAAAUAGAAAAUCAUACUUUUCAUUAAAUGUACAAGUUGUGGCCAAUGCUAAUAAAGAAAUAAUUGACAUCGUAGCUCGAUGGCCAGGUUCAGUUCACGAUUCAACAACAGUUUUUCAGAACAGUAAUUUAAGAAUGCUAGUUGAAACACGCUAUUUUCACAACUGCUUAUUAUUAGGUGAUAGUGCAUAUCCUGCAAAACCUUAUUUAUUUACACCGUUAUUAAUCCCUGAAAGUCGUGCCCAACAAUUAUAUAACCAGUCACAAAUUCAAACAAGAACCGUAGUAGAACACACAUUUGGUAUUUGGAAACGUAGAUUUCCAAUAUUAGCAUAUGGAAGUCGUUUAAAGAUCAGAACAGUAAUGACAAUAAUAAUAGCAACUGCUGUAUUGCAUAAUAUAGCACAACGUCGAAAGGAAGACAUGCCUCCUACUGAUGAUGAAGAUGCAAAUAUUUUAGAAAAUAUUAUUGUAGAUAAUAAUGUAAUAAACCUUCCUCAUCCUCAAAAUCAAGCAGGAAAUGCUGGUCUAGUAGCACGUAAUAUUUCAAUUAAUGAAUAUUUUAACAACUUAAACACCAGUAUGCUAUAA